AUGGCGUUUCUCCCGCGGGUUUUACCCUCCGCCUGGAGCGGUCCACUGUGUCCCGUGUGGUCUCUAAUGGGCCUUCCCCUGGCGCUGCUCGCCGCGUCGCUCAACCCGCACCUCUGGUCGCUCGCUCUUUCCGCGGCCGCAUCGCGCCACGGCGGAGCGGCGCUUCUGCCGCUCUUGCUGUUCGCGCACGCCGUCGCGCUGCUCCUCAAUUACGCGGCUGCGCGCAUCGUCGACGUCACUGGUGCCACCGUUCCUCAGGUUUGGCUUCACGAGUUUCCGCGCGCCCUCCGCCGCCUGCUGCCGCUCCUCUGCGCCGCCUCCAUCGUCGCGCUCGACAUCGCCGCGCUCUGGGCCUCCGCCACGGCGCUGCAGCUGCUGGCGGGGCUCGCGCUCAAGCCCGCGCUGCUGCUCUCCGCCCUCUCCGGCCUCGCCGCCAUUGCCGCCCCUCCCGGCAAGGUGCGCCCCUCCGCGUAUUGCGACUCCGCUACGAAAUCGUCCCCCCUCCAGGCUUCCACCCCCCCUUUUAAUUUUCUCUUCCCUUGCCACCGCGCGGCCAUGUGGGGCGCUUUAUCUGCGUGGCUCACCCGCGGCCGGUGUGGAAAGUUGGCAGCGGAAGCCCAGAUACGUUCUCACGCGCAAUCGGCUGGUCACUGCACGUGCAUGAGUCAUGCCCCAUGUCCUCAUCUUCUGCCGCCGAUCACACUGCUUCCCACACCUGCGCGCUCCUCACCCACCCAUGUCACUGCGAUCCCACUCACCUCUCCCCGCCUCCCUGCCUUUCGCCGCCUCUCCCUGUUUCUCCGCCCCCCAACACGCGCAGGCUCAGCAGCUGGUGUCGCUGUGCGUCAGCCUGCUGCUGCUGCUGCUCCUCUCCUGCGCCCUGCACUGCCUCUCCGCCCUCCCCUUCCUCACCCCCGCCGCGUUCAUCCCGCAUCUCGUCCCCCUCGUCGCGCCCACUUCUAUUCUCCCCUCCGCGGAGAGCGCGUGGAUGGGCGCGGCGAUGCUGGGCGCGUGUCUGCUGCCGCACACCUUCCUGCUGCUCGCCUGGCAGGAAAAGGCCGGCGCGGAGGAGCGCAAGCCAGAGAAGCAGGGGGCGGGCGCAAGGUGCACAGGGGGGCGGCGGUGGCGGAGGUGGGGGGAGCUGCUACUGCCGCAGUUGCUGGCUCUGCACCUCACUCUCCCCCGUCCUUUUCCGCCCAUCUGCCCUCCCUCCCGUCCCACGCCUCUCCCCUGUACCAGUUGCUCACGGCCAAGGCAGCGCCGGGGCUAUUCGCGCUCGUGCUGCUGGCAGCAGCGCACCUCCUCGCGCCCUCCACCACCCUCGCCGCCCAGCUCGCGCUCUCCGCCUUCGCCUUCCCUCCUCCCCCCGCCUCCUCCGCUCCCCCUUCCUCCCCACCUCCGCGCCACCCCUCCCCCUACCUCGCCUUCGCAGCCACCCGCCUCGCCUCCCUUCUCCUCACUCUCCUCCCCGCGCUCCUCCUAGGGGACUCUUCCGCCCUCAGCUUGAUCCAAUCCGCGCCUCUCGCCCUCGCCCCCCUGCUACCCCUGGCCGCCGCGCCUCUCAUCCGCCUGGCGGCUUCCCCCCACGUCAUGGGCCCCUGCCGCCUCCCUCCCGCCCUCCGCCUGCUCGCCUGCCUCGCCUGCUGCGCCCUCUCCGCGCUCUCCCUCGCGCCCCUGGCCUCCGCGCUACCCGCGCUGCUGCAGGGCUAUGCGGGGGAGAUGGAGGGCAUGGGGCUGUGGGAGUGGCUGGCGGGGGGGGCGUGGGCGGGGGAGGCGGGGGAGGAGGGCGGAGCGGGGCUGGCAGUGGCGCUGGCGCCAGGGGCGGUGUGGCAUGGGCUGGCGCAGGUGGGCGCGGCGGUGGGGGGGAGUGUGGUGGUGGCAGCGGCGGUGGGAGCGCUGGGGUGGGUGAUGAGGGUACCUCUGCGGUCGGAGGGAGCGGGGGAGGGGGACGAGGAGGGGGCGGGGGAGGGUGUUCUGGAUGAAGGCAUGGGGGAGGAGGAAGCUGUUAUGGGCGAGGGGAUGGAGGAUUGGAUGUAUGGCGGAGAGGAGGUGGUGGGGGAGGAGAGGGAUGGGGAUGAUGUGAUGUGGCAGCAGCAGUGGGUGGAGGAAGAGGGGGAGGGGGGGUUGCGGUGGAGGGAGCAGGUGAUGUGUGACGAAGGUGAGGAGGGGUGGGAGGGGACGCAGCAGUGGGCGGCAGAGUCCCUUGCAGGGGCAGACGAGCAAGAGGGAGCAGGAGAGGAGAAGAUGGGGAGCAUGGGAGUUGGGAGUGGGGACAUGGUUGGCGAUGCGUGUGUGGGUGCGAGCCAAGAAGCUGUGCGGGCAGGGAGUGCAGAGCAGAAGGGGCGAGAGCAGGAGGGGGCGGAGCAUAGUGCAGAGGGAGAACCAGUGAACGGUGAUGCCAAAUCGGUUGUAUCACUGCCCGACAGAGAGGAGGAGAAGGAAGAGGAGCAGGAGGAGCAGAAGGAGCAGAAGGAGCAGGGGGAGGAGAAGGAAGCAAAGGGCAAGGCUCACACAGCCCCGGGUGGGGCCGCUGCAGAUGCCCCCCACGCCAGCACAGAGGGCGACGAGCUGGGGGGCGCUGGAGAGUGCGCAGAGCAGGAGGGGCUGGGGGGCGCGGUAGAGGGCAGGGAGGCGAAGCUUGGUGUGGGAGGGGGGUUGGUGGGUGCAGGGCAGGCUGGGGAGGAGGAGGUAGAAGAGGAGGAGAAACAGAUGGUGGCGGUGCGGCAACGAGGGGAAGAGGUGGUGGGGGAGGAGGGGAGCAAAGGGGCGGGUGCAGGGGAGCAGAAGGGGGAGAUGUCAGCAGUGGGGCCGUUGCCGGACGAUCCAUUCCAUUCCGCAACCACCCCUGCAAAGCCUUCAUGCAAGCACCCACCAGAGGGAAAGGCCAGUCUCUCCACUGAGCCCUGUGACCCGGAGAGUGGCCCUGUGCCUGAUUGCAAGGGUGGCAAGGGUUUCUCGGGAAAGUGUGCAGAUCUGUCAGCGCCCUCCUUCCUGCCAGCCCUCGCCCCCUGCUCCUCCUCUGGUGCUGGCCAUGCUAGUAGAAGCGGGAUCAGCGCGUGCAGCAGCAGCACCGUGUGCAGCAGCAGCUGUGGCAUGAGUGGCGGUGGCAGGAGUGGCAGCGGCAGUCUGUCACGCGUGUGUGGGCUGGGGCGAGGGGCGCGCAGGCAGGUGGCCGCCAUUCUGGACGAGUUCUGGGCGGCGAUCUUUGACUUACAUGGCCAUGCGGUGGUGGUGGAUGGGCGCGGGCAGGGCGUGGGGGAGGGGAGGGCGCAGGGUGUGUUGGGGGCAGCAGGGCAGGGCGGCACGGGGAGGGCAGCAGGAGGUGCAUCGCAGGGCGGCAUGGGCUUGCCUGUGGACUGUUACGUGUCGAAGCAGGCUUCCCUGUCUGCUUUUCACGGCUCGCAUCUGUUAUCAGCUAGUGCCAAGCCCUUCUCCCCGUCUUUCUCCCCCGCCUUCUCACCCUCCGCCUCCGUGCCAAGCAGCAGCAGCAGCAGCAUCAGCAGCACCAACACCAGCAGCACUAUGCACAGCAGCAGCAUGGGUGGGGGUAUGGCGUCGCUGCUCUCGUCCUCACAGCCAUCGUCAGCAGCAGCAGCAGCAGCAGCAGGGCGCGAGUACAGCACGCUCUCCCACCUACCAGCAGCAGCAGGGCGCGAGUACAGCACGCUCUCCCACCUGCCCACCCUGCACGAGCUCUCUCUGCUGCACCCCUCCUACCUCCUCCCCACCCGCCGCUGCAUCUCGCCUGACCCCCCCUCCUCCCUCCCGCCUCCCACCUAUGUGGGCGCGGGCAUGGGUGCAGGCAUGGGCGCGGGCAUGGGUGCAGGGAUGGGCAUGGAUGCAGAAAUGGGCAUGAACCAGGGGGCACAGAGCUCGGCUCUGGCAGGGGGGAUGUGCGUUGGAGUGGGAGGGGACACAGGGGGUGCGCUACUCGGUGGGGUGGGUGGUGCAGGGCAGGUGUGGCAGGUGGAGGGUCCCAGCCGCUCCACGCCCAACCUGCGGGGCGACCUGCUGGGGGGGCUCAGCCUCAGGGCGCACACCCCCUCCCUGCUGGGGGAUGGCGGGCUGGCAGGGCAGUGCCACGGCCUGCUCGGCUCUGGUCGCAUGAGUCCCUUUCAGCAGCAGCAGCAGGUGUAUCAGCAGGAGCACAGAGUGGGGGCGCUUGGGUUUGCAGUGGUGGAAGAUGGUAGUGUUGAUGAGAGUGAAGUGGCGGAUGCUGCUGCCAGCCUGGCACAGCUGAGCCAGUUGCAGCACGAGUAUGCGGAGUUCAGCAGCGUGGGUCGAGCUGGGACUGCUAUGGACGGCGCUGCUGGUGGUGCUGGUGGCGGUGCUGGUUGUGGUGCAGGGGGCAUCAUGGGCAGUGCAUGGGAGCAGCAGGUGGAUGAGCUGGUGGGGACGAGGCCACACCGCACUGCACCACUCCAUCUGGGGCUUUGCGACGCUGCCUCUCCUGCUGCGCUCACAAACGGGAGAGUGGGGUCGCUGCAGCGAACAGGCAGUGGGGGCAUGUGGGGGUAUGGAUCCCAGGCCGUGCGGGGCGCAGCAGCAGCAAGCAGCGGGGGCAGUGGAAAGUGGAGCACCAUGCAUGUGGCGGGCAUCCAGAGCAGCAUGCAUGGGCCUGCCAUGCCCCCACAAGACUUACCAGACCUGGCAGAGCAAUGGCUAGGCGCUACUGCUGUGAGCAAGGGGGGACAGACCAGCAACCCUGGCUGGCAGCAGAUGCAGCAGGUACAGCAGGCGCAGCAGCAGGAGAAGCAGCAGGGCAGGCAGCACGAGCUCUCCAUUCCUCUGAUGGGAGCAGCCACAGCAGCGGCGGCAGAGGAGGCGCGAGUGGAGGCGGUGCGGGUGUGUGUGCAGCGCUUGCUGCGAGUGGAGGGCAGCGACUGGCUCUUCCGCUUCGACACCGGCCCCGACGAGGACCUCAUUGCCGCCCUCGCCCUCCGCGACCGCAAGCUUGCCGCCUCCUCCGCACUCUCUGCUCGCAUCUCCCCUCCCUCUCUCACGCACACAGCUACCCACCACGUGCAUGCGCACAGUGGCGGCGGCAGGGACGGGGAGUGGGUGCUGCCAGCGGGAGUGUGGGGGUGCGGCGCUGGGUGUGUGUGGGGCCCGGCGCUGGUGGUGUCGUUUGGGGUGUGGUGUGUGCACCGGGUGUUGGAGCUGUCGCAGCUGGAGAGCAGACCAGAGCUGUGGGGCAAAUACACCUACGUGCUCAACCGCCUGCAGGUCAGCCAUCUCUCCUCCUUCCCCAGUGCGCAUCCCUGCAUCUUCUUCAAUCUGCCGGUGCUGUGUGCCUGUUUUGGAGAGGCAGCGGGGCAGCCAGCGCUGGCAGCACAGCGCCUCUUCCAGGGGCUGCUCACCUGCUCCCUCUGGGGCACGCAGAUCCCCCUCGCCAGCCCCAACUGGCCCUUCCCCGGCCCACCAGGCCACCGGGGGCCGGCGUGUGCUGCUCUUUUCCUCGACCGCAUUCGUGAAGUGGAGGCGGCGGUGGGAGGGCGCAAGGGCAGGACCGGCACGGUGGCGGGGGAUGUGGCAUUCCCCAAGGGGAAGGAGAACCUCUCGUCGGUUCUGAAGCGGUACAAGCGACGCCUGGGCUUUUUCGCCAAUCCUUAG
This is a messenger RNA of Closterium sp. NIES-65, 5613 nucleotides long. The record is from the annotation of a GenBank genome assembly. NCBI's taxonomy places the organism in Eukaryota, Viridiplantae, Streptophyta, Zygnematophyceae, Desmidiales, Closteriaceae.